Molecule: messenger RNA, 729 nt
Organism: Urocitellus parryii (Arctic ground squirrel)
Lineage: Eukaryota; Metazoa; Chordata; Mammalia; Rodentia; Sciuridae
Gene: C6H20orf204
Product: chromosome 6 C20orf204 homolog
Source: RefSeq, a predicted model, not a curated record
UUGACCAUGGUGUGUGGUGGGCCUCAGGAAAGGGUGCCCUCCAAGCCCACACUCUGCGCCCUCCUGCUGGCACUGCUGUGGUUGGUUCCUGACUGGGCUAAGCCCAGUGCCUGCAGCGUCCCAGAGGUGCUCCGCCACUAUCGCGCAGUCAUCUUCGAGGAUCUGCAGGCCGCAGUGAGACAGUUGGGGCCAGAGCCAGGCUCAGGAUACCACCAUCUCCUUGAGAAAAACCUAACUGGAAUGGGCGGAGGGCGGAGACGACCUAAUGUCUCCUGCAGUGCCCAGAAGGAGCACAGUAUCCUUCUGUCCAUUGAGUCCCUGGGCCAGACUCUGCUCCGGGCAGUGACUGGGGGCCGCCGUGGWUCCCUGGAGAAAGCUGCAUGGACUGUGGCCCUACGCACCGAGGCGGUGAUGAGGCGCCACUGCUGGAAGCCUCGCCAGAGCCGGCGCCCCAGGAUGCGUCCUGUCCAGCGCCGCGGUGGUCGGAGGCGGCUCCUGCUACGUGCCCUGGACACCGUCGCCACCUGCUGGGAGAAACUCUUCGCGCUACGCGCCAGGGCCACCGGGGAAUCCUAGUCCGCCCGCCCUGCCCCCCCACACCCAGCAAAAAACUUGGGGAUCCGCGGCGGAAUCUGGCAACAAGCCUCCUUUGAUUGAUGUCCCGAUGGCAGCCUCUUCUGCUCGCUCAACCAGCCUGCCCUCCCCGAGGGCCAGGGACUUGGAGAAGCA